AACACAUUCCCUUCAAGGGCACGUGGUGACUUGAAUGUGCUCACCUGAAUACGACACUGCAAGGAGUCGUUCUCUCUCUGCUGCAGAAACAGUCCUGAUCGCGUCAAGACAACCACGGAUCUUUCGAAACAAUGGCCUCCUCCAUUCCUCUCUCCAAGCCCAACACCACCUUCUCUCUGGCUCUGCUCAGAAAGCUGAGUGAGGACAAGAAGACUGCAAACAUCUUCUUCUCUCCUUUCAGCAUCUCUUCAGCUCUGGCUAUGGUGAUGCUGGGAGCCAGAGGAGACACAGCCACUCAGAUAUCAGAGACCCUGAAAACCCUGGAUGUCAAGGAUGACCUCCACUCCAGCUUCGGCCAGCUGCUGAGCCAGCUCAACAAGUCGGACGCUCCGUAUGCCCUGAAUGUCGCCAACAGGCUCUACGGCGAGCAGUCCUACCAGUUUGUUCAGGAUUACCUUGAGAGCACCAAGAAGCACUACAAGGCAGAACUGGAGACCGUGGACUUCACCUCAAAGGCCGAGGCAGCCAGGGUCAAGAUCAACGGCUGGGUGGAGACACAGACACAAGGUAAAAUUAAGGAUAUCCUGGCCCAGGAUGCAGUGAACUCGAUGACCCGGCUGGUGCUGGUCAACGCAAUCUACUUCAAAGGCCACUGGGACAAGCAGUUUAAGGUGGACGCCACCCGCGACGCUCAGUUCACAGUCAACAAGAAUGAGAAAAAGGCAGUGAAAAUGAUGCACAUGAAAUCAAAGUUUCCCCUGACCUACAUCUCAGAAGUCGCCUGCCAGAUCCUGGAGAUGCCGUACAAAGGGAAGGAGCUGAGCAUGCUCAUCAUUUUACCCAACAGCGUGGAGGGUACGACCGGUCUGGAGAAGCUUGAGCAGGCGCUGACGUACGAGAAGUUCAUGGAUUGGACCAAUCCAGACAUGAUGGAUAUGAUCGAGGUGCAGGUGGGCCUGCCUCGGUUCAAGCUGGAGGAGAAAUACGACAUGAAGGCCGUCCUGACGAGCAUGGGCAUGGUGGACGCCUUCGACCAAUCAAGGAGCGACUUUUCCGGCAUGUCCCCGGCCAACGACCUGUUUGUGUCGGAGGUUUACCACAAGGCCUUCGUGGAAGUCAACGAGGAGGGAACCGAGGCCGCCGCUGCCACCGCCGCCGUCAUGACGCUGCUCUGCGCCAUGAUCCCCGCCACCUUCAUCGCGGACCACCCCUUCCUCUUCUUCAUCCGACACAACCCGUCCAAGAGCGUCCUCUUCGCUGGCCGCUACUGCUCGCCUGUGUGAGCUCAUUUAGUGUGGCGUGUCCGAACAGGAGGGAGGUUAUUACAACAUGGAGCUGAGUGAGGGAGAGGAGUUGGUGUAGAGUUCUCUCUUCCUAAUCCCACCUCAGGUUUCCAUCCGGUAGAUUUAACACCACUGUGUACAAGUUGGGCUUUACCUCUUCUCUAUGUGCCUUGCUAAAGUUUCUUCCACUGUUAAACCUGACAUCCUUUGCGGGUGUAUUUGUUCAUGUAUGUAAAACAUUACAGCUCUGUUUGCUGCAGCUGGUUUAACUUAUAACGUGUCCUUUUAAAAACAUGGCCUUUUAAAAAUGUAGCCUGUUUCAAACUGGCAGCAUAAUUGCAACAUUCUUAGCACUUUAUCUUCGCAAGCAUUGGAAUAAGUAAUCGUUUCACACUGGACGCAGAACCAAAGGGAGAGGAGAGACUACAUGAAGCUUUACUGGUAUCAGAUCUGUAGAUCAUCGUAAUGCACCCCUGAACUCUCACAUCAGGAAUAAAAGUGAAACUUUCGAA
Xiphophorus hellerii (green swordtail) is the source of this 1795-nucleotide messenger RNA. Its product is annotated as leukocyte elastase inhibitor-like. Bases 132 to 1283 code for a protein of 383 amino acids. Gene Ontology annotation, molecular function: serine-type endopeptidase inhibitor activity. The transcript has 9 exons. Lineage: Eukaryota; Metazoa; Chordata; Actinopteri; Cyprinodontiformes; Poeciliidae. The record is from RefSeq and is a predicted model, not a curated record. Gene Ontology annotation, biological process: negative regulation of endopeptidase activity.